AUGUUUAGCAAAUCAGAGAUAGCAGCAGCACCGGUCACGCUAGUUCGUGCGGCAGCGGUUCGCGAAAAUCCCCGCGAUAACAACAAUCUGGAGUUGCGCACGACGGCAUUGUGGGUGAGAAUCCGAAGAGAAGAGAGUGUGAGAAGACGGAGAGACGAGAAAAGGAAGAGGAAAAUUCUAGGGUUUGCAUCCGUGCCGCAGCGCCUUCUUUUCUUCGCUCCUCAACGUAUCCACCUCAAAAAUCCCAAACUCAGAUACCCCUUUUGCCAAAUCAAAUACCCUUCAAGAAGAAGGACACAUUCGAUCCAUUUCCACCCCAUAAGAUAUGUCGCAGAUUCAAUUUCCAAUAUAGAUAAUCAACCGGUUGUUGCCUCGUCAUCGACCCCUAGCAGUUCGGCUACAACUACGAACUCUGUAAGUCUUGCCGAUGAUAGUGUUAAUGAUGAUGAGUUGAAAAAAGCUGAGUCGAUAGUUAGGGCUAAGGUCAGGAUUAAGAUGCCAUUGAAGGUUUACCAUGUGCCUAAAGUACCCGAAUAUGAGUUGACAGGAAAUGUAGGUGUGGUGAAGCAGUAUGUUGGGGUUCAUAAAGGGAAAACGAUUUCAACUAAUUUGCCUUAUAAAGUGGAGCUCGUGGUGGAUGAGGUUCUAGGGCGUGAUGGGAAGCCACUGAAAUUUUUGGCACACCUGAGGGAUGACGAGUUUGAAUUUCUUGACUGA
This is a messenger RNA of Fraxinus pennsylvanica, 717 nucleotides long. NCBI's taxonomy places the organism in Eukaryota, Viridiplantae, Streptophyta, Magnoliopsida, Lamiales, Oleaceae. The record is from the annotation of a GenBank genome assembly.